Messenger RNA from Dermacentor albipictus, 2208 nucleotides. The record is from RefSeq and is a predicted model, not a curated record. Lineage: Eukaryota; Metazoa; Arthropoda; Arachnida; Ixodida; Ixodidae.
AGCCCCAUCGCAUCCAACAUCAUUACUAGGGCCAGCUAUAAAACAGGAGCAGCCACCAGUGGCACUUUGUGGGCUUGGCGGCUUUGCCACUGCGCAGGCCACUAAUCCUUUCGUCUUCGUAAUGCAGGUUGGUGAACGUUUCAGCCUCUUUGCUAAAAAGUCUAACAACUACUUCUUAGUACAGCUGCCAAGCCCACAGUGCCUUAACGCUGUUCUUGCUGAUUGUUUUCAUGUCGUUUUUUCGCUGUUACUCCUACUUUCCGGUGAUAUAGAAACUAACCCCGGUCCGGAUAAUGCAGCUAUCCUCGCAGAGCUAAAGAAGAUAUCUACUGGCCAGUCCAAGCUUAUUUCUGAGGUUCAAGAUCUGAAAUCUCAGUUAUUAGCGACAGACAGAAAUGUAUCUGACCUCGGCAAACGAAUGGCCGUACUUGAAAGCCAUUACGAAAGCCUUAAAACACUUAAAACAGACACAGAAGUUCUCCGCGCCGACGCAACUAAAGCUACUCGCUUAAUUUCAAAACUGGAGGCACGUUUUGAUGAUGCGGAAAACAGAACGCGACGGAACAACUUGGUAUUCUACGGUAUCCCUGAAACUACACCUGAAUCGUACGCACAAUCAGAACAACUUAUCAUUAAACAUUGCCGCGAGCAUUUAGAUAUACACAUCGACACAAAAGAGAUAGAGCGCGCCCAUCGUCUCGGACGUCAUUCGAACGACAAACCCCGUCCAAUAAUAACAAAAUUCACAUUUUUCAAAACAAAAGAAACUGUCCUGUCGAGCGCCCGGAAACUAAAAGGUACCAAUUAUAGUAUUGGCGAAGAUUUUUCUCGUGCAGUUCGAAUUGCUCGCAGCCAGCUCGUUGCAUUUGCCAGAAAGCAAUCUGCCCCAUUUAAUCUGCGCUACAAAACAUUGCACAUCGGACCGAAGCGCUACGUGUUUGAUAGCGUAUCUGAAACUGUAAGAGAAGUGCUAUAGCAAUCGUCCACACGGAAAAAUGUGAUUACCCGCCCCCAAACCAUGCCAAGGAAUAACCUUUCAUUGUCUGUCAUAUUCACAAAUAUUCGCAGUUUCCUACCUAAGCGUGAACUCGUGUCUAACAUCAUGAUUUCUUCAAACAGCAGCAUACUUAUACUAACCGAAACGUGGCUUACCCCUGAUGUCACUGAUACAGAAGUACUUGCCGACUUGGCAGGUUUCCAAGUUUUCAGAAAUGACCGCAGAUGCACUCGAGGGGGCGGUGUCUUGAUUGCUGUGGGCCCCAAUUUAUCGUGCACACCAUUAGACAUCGUCUCUGAUCUAGAAAUGUUAUGGUUAAUUUUUCGCUCAUCGGCGCAAUCCGUUUUGCUUGGUGUUUGCUACAGGGCUCCGCAUACUUCACCUAACUUUGCAAGUGAGCUGAACAAUAUUCUGAGUGAUCUCGGUACUGCACAUCCAAAUUCACAUAUAUUGCUGUUCGGAGAUUUCAAUUAUCCUGGUAUCGACUGGCAGAAACUAGUUCCCUCAGGUGCGAACCACAGAGAAUUAAAGGAUUUUAUAGAAGUAUGUUUGAAUGCCAAUCUCACUCAGUUAGUAGGGGAACCAACGCGUGUUGCUGGCGUCAGUGCUAAUAUCUUGGAUCUUAUACUAACUACGAAUCCAGAGAGCUUAUCACACAUAACUUACCUGCAAGAAAUUAGUGAUCACAAAGUUAUCCACGCCGAGUUUUCGUUCUGCCUUGAACAGCACGAAAAACAUAAGAAAACAAUCCUUCUAUAUGAAAAAGGUAACUAUGACGCAAUUAACAACGAGCUUAGAAAUUUUUUCCCUUCAUUUGAAGCCCAAUUUUACAGCAUGCCUAUCCAGGAGAGCUGGGAGGUAUUCAAAUACAAAAUGCAGGACUUGACCAACAAAUUCAUUCCUAAAAUUACUUUCCGUGAAAAUCGCCAAAAGCCAUGGUACACCAAGACACUUAAAACAUUAGAAGGCAGAAAAAAGCGCUUCUUUCGUGCUGCUAAGGUAAGAGCAUCGGCUAAUGCGUGGCAGCGGUACUAUACUGCCGAGAAUGCCUACCUGAUUGCUGUGAGAAAUGCUAAGUUCAAAUUUUUCAACAACGAUUUGACAAAAUUGCUAAAUGAUAACCCGAGAAAAUUUUGGAAGGUCAUCAACCCUGUCGAAUCGCGCGCUAUCACUCUGACCAACGAAUUUGGUGAAACCAUCGGGGACCUCGA